Molecule: messenger RNA, 4055 nt
Organism: Pseudo-nitzschia multistriata
Lineage: Eukaryota; Bacillariophyta; Bacillariophyceae; Bacillariales; Bacillariaceae
Source: the annotation of a GenBank genome assembly
CAGGGCCGAUACAGAAGCGAACCAACAUGCAUCGCACCAGGUCUAGCUCCAGACGACAAACCCUGGGCGGCGGUGGCCUCGGGAACGGCAACCACAGCAAUCGAAGACAAUCCGUCGAUCCGGGAAGCCACGCCCAUGGCUCCGCCAAGCGACCCCCCCGGGGACGGGUUUCCAUGAUACCGCGGGUCGGGCGCGAGAACAUGAUCCCGCCCACUCCUUCUUCCGCGAGGCAGGAUCCGAAGCGAAGGGUCUCUUCCGCGAUGAAGUCGGGACGCCGCAAAAGCAGCGCGGUGGAUCGCCGGCAAUCGCUGAUGCCCCCGAGUGCACCGGCCAUCACCGAUCCCCGCCCGAUUUCGAACAAAGCCUACCAGCAGGAAUGCAUCAAGGAGCUCUUUUCCUACCUGCAAAAGAGUGGGUACGAACACCCUAUCUCGCACAAAAGCCUUUCCCGUCCGUCGGGCAAGGAUUUCAGCAACAUCGUCACGUUCAUGCUGCGCCGGGUGGAUCCCAGUUUUCAGGACGGGACCCUGAAAAUGGAGGACGAGAUUGCGAUGAAUUUCAAGGCGAUGGGAUAUCCCUUUGCCGUGAGCAAGACGGCCCUGGUUGCAGCCGGAUCGCCCCACACAUGGCCGACUCUUUUGGCCGCUCUUACCUGGCUCGUCAAACGCCUCCAGUGCAUGGAGAACCUGAUCCCCGAGGAAGACAACAACCACAGCGGACAGUUCGAGUCGGUGGAGGAGCUGGAACGCAAGACGGACCAGUAUUUUUUCUCGUAUCUGAGUGCGUCGUACGUAGCAUUUCUGAAGGGAGACGAAAAGCUCCGCGAGGACCUCGAGAUGAGGUUGGCGGAUCGCCUGGAAGGCGACGACAACAUCUUGAUGCAGGAGAUCGAGCAAAUGACGGACCACAACGCCGCCGUUGUCGAAAAGAUGAACAACCUGAGUCUCGGCGAAAAGGAGUAAGUUUUCCACGUUUUAACGAGAGCAGCAUCUGACUAUACAUCCCAUCGUUCUCGUCCAACAACUGACACGUGCAACAUUCCGUUCCUGCUCGUUUUCCUCCUCAGCCUCGAAGACAUGUUGAAAAAACGUGAUAGCUAUGCGACAGAUCUUGAGCAAUUUCAUGAUCUUAUUAAUCAAAUGGAUCAACACGUUACGAAACUAAAGCAAAGAAAGAACGACCAAUCAAGCGAAUUGGAAGAAACGAGCAAGAAACUUACGGCAAUUGUAUCAAAGGUAGAAAAAUUAAAAGAAUGCGUCAACAACCAAGAGCUGUCGUUGGCAGAUGUUCAGAAAAUGAGAAACGAGCAGAAGGGUGUCGAAGAAGCGAUCGAACGUGCAUUUGCAUUGAGAGAUCAACGUCGCAGUGAACUAUGGGAAAUCGAAUCGGAAGUCGAAAACUUGUGGAGCGAAGUGGAAUCUUUGGUAUCCGAUUAUAGCUCUCAUGCGGGGGAUCUCAAAAUAUUACCGAUGAUAGCAUCGAAGGCUGUCGACAUGACGGCAACCAUCGACAAAGAAGCCGUGUUGGAAUCUGAUCCAUCCAAGCUGCUUGCUGUCGAUCUACCAGGAACCGUACAGCAUGUUUUGACACCUUGUUACGAAGAGUAUUCGAAAUUGAUAUCUGAUUCGAAGUGGAAAUAUCAAGAAGCCCUCGACAAAUUAGAAAAGAGCGAAGAGGCCUUUACCGAAGCCUUGGAGCGGCACAGGAUCAUCGAACACAAAAUCGAUAAGUGCGAGGAGACAAUGGAAGCCGAACGAGAGGCCCAAGACGCAAAGCUCGGUGUCAGAUUGAGGGAGGCAGAAUCUAUCGAGACCAAGGUAGCAUCUCUUCGCGACCCUGUUGCGCUGGAAGAACAGAUGGCAAAAUUCGAGCAGCAGUGCACCGAACUCGAGGCUUUGCGGCAGCAGUAUGAAGAAGAAAACGUGGCUAGAAAGGCUGCGGUGUGCGAAGAAAUCGAACGAGCAAUACUGGCAAUGGAAGAGUACGAUAGGUUUUGCCUCGACAAAAUUUCGGAGGUUCGGGAUUACAAAGAGAACAGCCGUUCCAAGUACGGCAAACUGAAAAUUCCCGAGAUAUUGCAGAACUCCAAAACGCAGGCAGACUGAAAAUGUUGCGUGACGGAACAAAAUUGUCGGGUUUUGGUUUGAGAAAGAAAAUGUGAAAGUUUCAUUCAAGUAACAUACAUUAAAUUGCAUGGAUAUUGUACCCGAAUUCAAUGUCAAUGUCAUGCAUCAGGGGAACGUUGUUCAUUAUUUAUAUUUCUAGAUGAUGAAGGAAAAAAUAAUCACUUUUUUAUUUGUUUAUUUGUUCGCAGUGUUCUGCAAGCUGUCGGUGCUUGGGUCGAUUGAUUGCAAACUAAGCCUGCUAUCCAGUUUGUAGAUAAGGUGUAGUUUGUUAUGGAUGUCGCAUAGCGUGUGGAGUGUUGCACGAAAACGACCUUUCCGUUCAUCCAAGCGUUGUGAUGUCUUUCUUCCUGCCGUCUGUGGACAGGCGGAACUCCCGUGGAUUCCUGUCCCUCACUCCGCCCGGAGCAGCCCGCGCUCCCGUUGGAGUUGCCGCCGCCGCCGUUCGAUGAGAGCAGCGUUGUGGUCCUGUGUCGCCCGCGGCAGGUCGCCCACGCUCCAGAAAUCGAUCAGCACAAAAUUAAUGUCUGUCUCCAAAAGCGCGGAGCACGUGUUGACAUAGUCCAAGACCUCUGAGUAUUCGUUGGCCUUCGCCGCGGUGCUUUGGGAGGGCGGAGAGACAAAGUUGUUCAGUCCGACAAAAUCCCUUUUGUUGAACCCGUUUAGUCCCAAUUCGCACGAAUUCACCCUGUCCCUGAUGCUUUCCAUGCCAGAGUGCUCCCAGUCGUUAUCCGAUCCGUACUCGUAGUAUAGGUGCAAUCCAUCGGGACAUGCCAAGGGAUCGAUGCUGCAAUUGGGGCCCCCGUAGUGAAACAUCACAAUGCGCUUAGGUGACAAGCAAUUCGACAGAAAGCAAUGCAGUGGAUCGAGGUGAGUGAUUCGAUAUCGGAAAAGGCUAAUCAUAGUUUAGCAUCAUAAUUCAAAGAACCUCGCGGAAUGUAAUUUACCUUAUUGAAUUCUGGAUCGGUGAUUUCUCCCAAAGUAGGCCAGGGAGCUUCGAUAUCUGGGUGAACAUAAAGUUUGUCAACCAAUCCAUCCACUAACAGCAAUUGGUCGUAGAAUUUAUUCAGAUCAACUUCUUGAUCAACAUCAUCGUUGACCUGGUAAAUGAAGAUGAUAACUUCCGUUGGGUUCUCGUCAAGAAAUGUAUUGACACUUUGCAUCACAUCAACGAUUUCCCUCGGGCCUAGCGCACAAAUUCCUGAAAAAAUAAUACCAAUUAGUCAUCGAUUAAUCCCACCUUGCUGCUGAAAAAUUCCUUACAAGAAGCACGAAAAUAAGCGAUGCGACACUCACCGUGACAAAACUGGAGCUCUCCUCCACAGUUGCAAAUGUCGAGAUUCAGCCCGCGGUACCCGGCCUCAAGGGCUCCCUCGAGCUGGAAUUUGUGGUUGGGUCCGAACAAAAAACCGUUCUCAAAGGUUGCCAUGGCGUUGUGCAGCGUGGCGUACAUCACCUCGUUGACGCGCAGGUCGCAGAGGCCCUCGAGCCCGUUGCAGCAGUUGGACGGUGUGGUGGUGCCAUCGGAGUUGCACUGGAUGAAAUCAUAGUCGGGCGGCGCUGCCGUGGGAGAUGCCGUUGCCCCGCUGACGGGAGUUAGCGUUUGCGGGAUAUAAUCAUCGUUUGGUGGGGGUAUCUUCCCAUCGCUUCCACCAGGGAUCGGAAUACUGUCGAGAACAUCGUUGAUCGUGUCCUCCCAGGGACCAAACUUCCACAGACAAACGCCCCCGGCGAUGAGUACCACCACGAGGACCAGUAUUCUGGGCCAAGUACAGCACGGCUUUUUUUCUUCUCUCUGGCUCCGUCCCAUUGCAACUUUCUUCGUAGAUUUUACUGUAAGAACGAACAGUUUGCAAUAUGAUGUAGUAUAUUAUCCUUUGGUACCGGGGUGUUGGUAUCGAUCGGAUGGAAUAAUAAAUAGUAGUAAUAAUA